Polistes canadensis is the source of this 526-nucleotide messenger RNA. RefSeq names its product elongation of very long chain fatty acids protein 1. Lineage: Eukaryota; Metazoa; Arthropoda; Insecta; Hymenoptera; Vespidae. Gene Ontology annotation, cellular component: endoplasmic reticulum membrane. Gene Ontology annotation, molecular function: fatty acid elongase activity. The record is from RefSeq and is a predicted model, not a curated record. Gene Ontology annotation, biological process: very long-chain fatty acid biosynthetic process; sphingolipid biosynthetic process; fatty acid elongation, monounsaturated fatty acid.
GAUGACAAGAGUCGUCUACAUCUACUACAUAUGCAAAUUGAUCGAGCUAUUGGAUACGGUAUUUUUUGUUCUUAGAAAAAAAGACAAACAAAUAUCGUUCUUACACGUUUAUCAUCAUUCUAUCAUGCCUUGUGCCAGUUGGAUUGGUGUUAGAUGGUUACCUGGUGGUCAUGGAACAUUUCUUGGUCUUAUCAAUUCGUUUAUACAUAUUAUUAUGUACAGUUAUUAUUUGUUAUCAACGUUUGGCCCAAGAAUUCAGCCAUACCUUUGGUGGAAAAAAUAUCUAACGAGUAUGCAAUUAUUGCAGUUCAUAAUAGUUGGUUUUCACGGAAGUCUAGCAAUAUUUAACAACUGUAAUUUUCCAAAAAUUCCUAAUGGCUUAAUGAUAAUUAACGCCAUCGUUUUUAUUUAUCUGUUUGGUUCGUUUUACGUUCAAACAUAUAACACAUCGUUGAAAGUUGAAAAAAAAAGUGAAUUGAAUAAAACCGAUAAUACGAUAGAAAAUAAAUUCGAUUGAGUUAUCAAU